UUGUACGAAUUUAUUAUUUUAAAGUUGCGGGUGGGAGCAAAAAUAAACAUAGCGGGUAGGAGACGAGCAAUCGGCUCAGACUCAGAAUGCAACGCGUCACGCCGGCGCCGUGCGAGGUUGUGCGAGGCAACGGCUACAAGAGCUGCAGGAGCGUCCACAAGCAGUGCCGGUGUGUGCGGAUCUCAUUACAGGUCCAUGAACAGCGGUGUCGGUGUCGACAUUACAACGUGGCUCGUGCUGCUGCAGGCGGCGGCACAACGUGAUGCAGCGCGACUGUACGACUGCACAGCUGUACAACAGGUACACGAACGAUGUUGUGGGUGUCGACAAUACAACGUGGUUUGUGCUGCUGCAGGCGGCGGUAGAAUGUGA
Molecule: messenger RNA, 372 nt
Organism: Parnassius apollo (apollo)
Lineage: Eukaryota; Metazoa; Arthropoda; Insecta; Lepidoptera; Papilionidae
Source: the annotation of a GenBank genome assembly